AUCAGAUAAAAUACAAACUAGGACAAUAGGAGAGAGAAAUAAAGAAAACAAAGAUGGAUAGGGUGUUCUCUUCCAUGGAAGAAAUGUCUGACCAUCUCUGGUCUUCUUCUUCAGCAAAACAACCUGGUAACAAUGAAAAUGAAGAUGAAGAUGAACUUUCCAGAAUGAGUAGAAGCGCUUCUGAGUGGGCCUUUCAGCGUUUUCUCCAAGAAGAAGGCUCUGUUUCACCUUCAUCUUCCUCACAGCAAGCUCAGAAUGAAGUUGAGGAGAUCAAGGUCAAUGCAACUAGUAUGGCUUUCCCAAAUGGGCCAAGUACUAGUAACACUAACAGCAGUGCCGCUUCGUUUAAGGCUCCUAAUGUUCCUGUUGAUUCUGAGGAGUACCAGGCUUUUCUCAAGACCAAGCUCGAUCUGGCUUGUGCUGCUGUGGCUUUGUCUCGUGUAAAGGGAUCUUUAGUGAAAGCUCAAGAUUCUGCUUCUUUAGCUGACAGUGGGCGACAGGCUUCUGGUGAUAUGCAACUCGGUUCCCCAGCUCCUUCUCAAGGAGCUGGGAAUGAUUUAUGCAGGUCAAAUGAUAAGAGUGCUAAUGCACCAUUUGGAAUUCCUGCAUUGCCUACAAAACCAAGUAGAUCCGGGGUUCCAACAAGGCAAGCAAUAAGUGGAUCAUCUAAGGAACUCUCAGAUGACGAGGAAGUUGAAGGAGAAACAGAAAUGACUGAAAAUAUGGACCCUACUGAUGCGAAACGUGUGAGGAGAAUGCUCUCUAAUAGAGAAUCAGCUAGACGCUCAAGGAGAAGAAAGCAGGCCCAUUUGACUGAACUUGAGACACAGGCAUCUCAAUUAAGAGUUGAGAACUCCUCACUAUUGAAGCGUCUGACUGAUAUAAACCAGAAGUACAAUGAAGCAGCCGUUGACAACAGAGUUUUGAAAGCUGAUAUUGAAACAUUGAGAGCAAAGGUAAAGAUGGCGGAGGAGACGGUGAAAAGAUUAACUGGAUCAAACUCCUUUCGUACUAUGUCAGAUGUGUCCUCAAUCAGCAUGGCACCAUAUGAUGGAAGCCCUUCAGAAACAUCAACAGAUGCCGCUAUUCCCGUGCAAGAUGACAAAAACCAUCACUAUUUCCAACCUGCAUCCAAUGACUCUAUGCCAACUCAUGACCUCAGAGGCAACAAUGGCUUGGGAGACAAUACGCCUUCAGUUGAAAAUGCGCAGCUGACUUCUGCAGCAACAUCGACCGAACUGGCUGGGAACAAGAUGGGACGAACACCUUCGUUACAGCGAGUUGCUAGUUUAGAGCACCUCCAGAAGCGGAUCCGCGGUGGAGAGCAAUAGUUUACAAGCUCAAUGAUCAUCUAAGCAUGAGGAAGGAUUUUGAAUGCUGCUGCGAACAGCAGUUGUAUUGCAAUAUUAUUACGGGGCUUAGUUAUGUAAAACUCGCUACCAUUUGUCCCAACUACACUGAAUUAAACUCAUCAAUAUUUUUGCCACCUAUGGCUUGUCAUGUAA
This is a messenger RNA of Argentina anserina (silverweed cinquefoil), 1505 nucleotides long. Its product is annotated as light-inducible protein CPRF2. Gene Ontology annotation, molecular function: DNA-binding transcription factor activity. NCBI's taxonomy places the organism in Eukaryota, Viridiplantae, Streptophyta, Magnoliopsida, Rosales, Rosaceae. The transcript has 6 exons. Gene Ontology annotation, biological process: regulation of DNA-templated transcription. The record is from RefSeq and is a predicted model, not a curated record. Bases 54 to 1331 code for a protein of 425 amino acids.